Molecule: messenger RNA, 418 nt
Organism: Polypterus senegalus (gray bichir)
Lineage: Eukaryota; Metazoa; Chordata; Cladistia; Polypteriformes; Polypteridae
Gene: cga
Product: glycoprotein hormones, alpha polypeptide
Exons: 4
Coding region: 59-418 (119 amino acids)
Biological process (GO): thyroid hormone generation; positive regulation of steroid biosynthetic process
Cellular component (GO): follicle-stimulating hormone complex; extracellular region
Molecular function (GO): follicle-stimulating hormone activity
Source: RefSeq, a predicted model, not a curated record
CAGACUUUGGAGAGCAUUGUUAGAAAAAGCACACAACCAACUUACAGAUUGCUGAAGCAUGGCUUGUAAUGGCAACUACCUCUGUGUGUCCCUGGUUGUUCUGUCCAUGGUGAUUCAUCUGUUGCACUCUUACCCUGGAGAAGAAAUGACACAAGGCUGCCCAGAGUGUAAACUCAGGCUGAACAGAUACUUCUCACAACCGGGCGCUCCAAUUUACCAGUGCAUAGGCUGCUGCUUUUCAAGAGCUUUUCCUACCCCUCUCAGAUCAAAACAAACCAUGGUUGUUGUGAAAAAUAUUACUUCGGAGGCAUCAUGCUGUGUAGCUAGAGAACUAAAAAGACUCGAUCUGAUGGACGACUUGAAAGUGGAAAAUCACACUAGAUGUCACUGCAGCACCUGCUACUUCCACAAGUUUUAG